AUGAUUUUCACGAAGCCAAUUCAGAUGUUGCAAUUUCGUGCGGAAAACGUUGAAGAAGCACUACAACGUCUGCUGAUCUCGUCACCCAGCACAAUGGAGCAAUUUAUGCACGUAUUAACCAAGCUUGAACAGACGACUGAAGAGCUGGAUAAGACUUCGGUGUUGAUUAUUGACUCUAUCGCAACGUUCUUCCGUGGCAGUCGUCAUAAGGACGACUUUCAGAAUUGGCGGCGGGUGCUCACAAUUUUAUGCAAUGUGGCCCUUCGUCAUGAUAUUGCGGUAGUCUAUGUGAAUCAUGUAGCUUCUCGAAAAGAUCCAGCUUCCGAAGAAUGGGCCACAUCACCGUUUCUAUCUCGUGUUCUGGCGCGACGUCCAACUAUUAGAAUUUGGCUCGAGCGAACUUCUCAUAAAUCGAACACAUCAAGGCGCAUCACUCUGAUAAAAUCUCCGUUCUCUCCUGAACUUUCAGCGGAGUUCUUCAUCGCGAACUCUGGUGUGUCUCUUGUCGGUGGUGAUCCUUCAAAAAAAUUCAAUAACGGCUUUAGUGAUGCGCUUCUCAGCCGUGCUCUCGGAGCGAGGAAAGUAUUUGAGUCAUUUGCAAGUGAUGGUAGCCCCCGCCCCCGCCGGGCCUUCCAGAUGAUUUAUCAAACACAUCGUAAUGUAAAAAUUUGGCGCGGUCGCAGACAUAAUGUAAAAAACGAUGCGAAUUCUAGGAUCACGCAAGAGGGGAUGUGUUUCGUAGCUACUGAGACACUUCCGGGGCAGGGGAAUUUCCUUAGUGUCCUGAUUCCAUCAAGGCCGGACUUUGAUGCAUUUAAUUUCGUGGGCAUGUCCGAAGAAAGGAAUGAAAUAGUCAUGGAACUCGAUAUAGAAAUAUUCGAGAAAAUCGUUGCCGGAUCUUGUACUCAUCUAAAGAUGAAGCUGCGCCAGAAGCCAGAAGAAAUGGGUGUUUACUUUCCUCCCAUAAAAGCUGUUGUGAGAGUGCUACAAUCGCUCAAAAAUGUUAACAACAAGGAUGUUACACUGAAAGUGAGCAAUAACGGUGAAAUGCAUCUCAAGUGCCUUGUAGAGCACGCAGAAAUCACGAUCUACUUCAACAAUUUGAUGAACGAUACUGUAACAGAAGAGCAGACUCAGGAGCAUUGGUGCAGUGUGAGGUUGCCUUUGAAGAUCGUCCACACUUUCUUCUCUGGAUUCAUGUACAUGGCGCACUUUAAUGUGCUUUUAAAUAUCCUAUCGGACGCCUUUGUAGAGUUCAUCUUACGACAUGAUGGACUUGUGGUUUCGUUCCUCGUUCGUGUGAAAUAA
This is a messenger RNA of Ostertagia ostertagi, 1308 nucleotides long. The record is from the annotation of a GenBank genome assembly. NCBI's taxonomy places the organism in Eukaryota, Metazoa, Nematoda, Chromadorea, Rhabditida, Trichostrongylidae.